GAGUCACACUCAUAACUCAUAAGUCUAAACUAAAGUCUUAACCACCGGAGUCAAAGACACCGCCAUGACCGCCGCCUGGAUCCUCGCCAGCGUCGCUAACCACAGCCACAAGAAGAGCCCCCUGGUGGCCCUUUUGGUACUCCUCUCCGGCGUUGCCUUGGUGGCCGGAAGGUGCUCGUCGGUGCAUUAUAACAUUCAUAACUUGGCCUUCCCCUGCAAUCAAACCCUUUCAACCUCCAAAGUUGUUGACUCCCAUCUCCAUAUCUGGGCUUCUCCUCAAGAGGCUGGUGAAUUCCCUUAUGCUCCAGGACAUAAGCCUACUUUACAAGGAAAUAUUGAUUUUUUGCUCCAGAAUAUGGAGGAGGCAGGAGUAGAUGGCGCUCUCAUUGUGCAGCCAAUAAAUCAUAAAUUUGAUCAUAGAUAUGUCACAAGGGCGUUGAAGAAAUACCCGACUAAAUUUGUUGGUUGUUGCCUUGCUAAUCCAGCUGAUGAUGGAAGUGGACUUAAACAGUUUGAAGAUCUUGUUAUAAAGGAUGGUUAUCGUGCUGUUCGAUUCAACCCAGAAUUGUGGCCCUCUGGGGAAAAGAUGACAAAUAAAGUUGGGAAGGCAAUUUUCAAAAGGGCCGGAGAACUCAAUGUUGCUGUGGGCUUCUUGUGUACGAAGGGGCUUGGUCUAUAUAUUUCUGAAAUUGAGCAGUUGUGCACAGAAUUUCCUUCAACAGUUGUAUUGCUGGAUCACUUGGCCUACUGUAAACCACCAUUAAAUGAAGAGGAAGCUCUUACCUUUUCCAAGUUUUUGAAUCUAUCAAGAUUCCCACAAGUAUAUGUUAAAUUUAGUGCCCUUUUCAGAGAGUCAAGAGAGAAGUUUCCUUUUCUGGAUUUGUCUCCUGUCUUGUCCCAAGUUGUCUCUAGAUUUGGUGCUAACCGUGUUAUGUGGGGCAGUGAUUUUCCACAUGUUGUUCCUGAAUGUGGUUACAAGGGAGCCAAAGAAGCUGUACAUCUUAUCGCAGACAAAAUCUCUUUGCCCUCUUCUGAUUUAGAGUGGAUCAUGGGGAAAACAGUCACAAAACUCUUCCCAAACAAACGGACUGCUUCUAGGCAAGGUUGUUCUUGAGAGUGGAAAUUGUCUCUCAGAUGUUGUAUCCUUGUAUUGAAAAUUAUAUGUUGAAUGUAAGAUGUACAAUUGUGUCUGCAUUGAUGGCAUUUGUUACUCAUUAGGUACUUCUCGUUGAACGGGAUUUUAUUGUUAUUUGUUCUACUUAAUCAAAGGGCAAAACAAACCUUUGUAUGGACAAUAAGCAAUUUGACUUUGUUACAUUCUUCGACAUAUGAAAGCAAUUGAAAA
Molecule: messenger RNA, 1345 nt
Organism: Cajanus cajan (pigeon pea)
Lineage: Eukaryota; Viridiplantae; Streptophyta; Magnoliopsida; Fabales; Fabaceae
Molecular function (GO): carboxy-lyase activity; hydrolase activity
Source: RefSeq, a predicted model, not a curated record